This is a messenger RNA of Parasteatoda tepidariorum (common house spider), 684 nucleotides long. RefSeq lists its product as uncharacterized. Lineage: Eukaryota; Metazoa; Arthropoda; Arachnida; Araneae; Theridiidae. The record is from RefSeq and is a predicted model, not a curated record.
AACAAUGCUUUCUAUUUACAGUUUAUUGGCAUCUAUCAAUUAUUUAAUCUUUUGCAUUUUCCUAUUUACAUGAAAUAAACGCACAUAUUAAAUUUAGAGUAAAAAAUUUAGAGUAAUUCAUAUUCUCCUUAAAGGAUAUCUGUUGAGAUCUACAUCAAAUAAACCGCAAAUAAAGACAUCAAUUUCAAUCUACAAACAUGAUUAGAAGUGACUCUGGUCGGAGUAUUCAUUGGAUUAAAGCCAUACCUCUGGUAUUAAGUUUUUUUCUUGCUGUUGGCGGAAUCUUCUUUUUUAUAUGGCAAAGUAAUUACAACGCCGUAAUGUCUGCUCUGUAUUUAGAAAUCGUCUGUAUUUGCCUAUUGCGGAUGAACGUCUACUAUGUACGGAAUCAACUCGAAGAAAAAGCUUCCCUCAGAACGUUAAGAAUCAUGAAACUGUUAGCUCUAAUUGGUGGCAUCAUAUUCUCAUUCAAUGCAAUUGGUGAUAUUGUUCUUGCCCUCAUGAAGAAACAAGAUUUUCGGUGGGAAUACGAUGGGUAUUACGCAUCUGCCAUUCCAGCUUUUCUCGGAGCUUUCUGGUCGUUUAUACUUUUUUUUGAUUGCAAGAAAUUUGAAUCUACUUACGUGCAACCGGUGUACUUACCAAAUAUGUAAUAUAUUUUCAUUAAAAAAUUUUUUUUGGUGA